This is a messenger RNA of Strongylocentrotus purpuratus (purple sea urchin), 2426 nucleotides long. RefSeq names its product succinate dehydrogenase [ubiquinone] cytochrome b small subunit B, mitochondrial (gene sdhd). Lineage: Eukaryota; Metazoa; Echinodermata; Echinoidea; Camarodonta; Strongylocentrotidae. The record is from RefSeq and is a predicted model, not a curated record. Bases 137 to 583 code for a protein of 148 amino acids. Gene Ontology annotation, molecular function: heme binding; ubiquinone binding. The transcript has 4 exons. Gene Ontology annotation, biological process: tricarboxylic acid cycle; mitochondrial electron transport, succinate to ubiquinone. Gene Ontology annotation, cellular component: membrane; mitochondrial envelope.
AAACUAAUGGAGAGCUAGAGGUCAACAAACUUUUCGCUUCGUGUCGUUUUCGAGAAGGAAUCACCGACGAAGUUUGUUUUUACUCCUUAUUUUGUGAAUCAUUUGAAAUAAAUUUGUAAAGGAACCAUCCAACAAGAUGGCGAUGAAUAUUCUCAGGUCCAGAGCUCUGCUGACGAGUCCACGGCUGAUGACCAGUGCGUUUCUGAAGUCACCUUAUCAAGCCAACUAUCCCGCUAUGCUCAACACGUUACACACCACUCACAACAAUCACACCGCAGGUUUACUUCCGUCCAAGCACUGGAAUGCUGAGAGAGUGUUAUCUAUAGGUCUGAUUGGUAUCAUCCCAGCGGCUUUCCUCAUUCAGAACCCAGCGCUAGACUAUGCCCUCGCAGCAAGCCUUGUCUUACAUGGGCACUGGGGAAUGGAGCAGGUAUUCCUGGAUUACGUUCACGGUGAGACGAUGUCAAAGGUCGCCAACGCCUCCCUCUUCGCCAUCUCCGCCCUUUCCUUCGCCGGUCUCUGCUACUUCAACUACAACGAUGUCGGGCUCACAAAGGCAGUUAUGAUGCUGUGGUCAUCAUAGUCCAGUAAACCGGUCAAACUUGUAUUCUAUGAGGUUGAUCAUACUGGGUGUAUAUGUGUGGUACUUCACAUACUGGCCCAAAGUGUUUGAUUUCAGUUUGUUUAAUAUGUGCCGGGCAGAAAGGUCCAAUUGCACAACUUUGUCCUGUUCCAAUUUUUUUUUUCAAUGCUGAAGUACAGUAAAACCUGUCUAUAAAGACUACCAAAGGGAGACGUAGAAAGUGGGUUUUAUAGGCAGGUGGUCAUUAAAGCAGGUUUGAAUUCUCUAUCACUGUUGACAAUUUUGAUAAUGUAUGGCCAGACACAUGUUGAGUAAUGUAGUUGAUUAAUGGUCAACAUUUAGAAAUGUGUAUUUUCAAAAUCUUCCUGUCGUGCGUUCAUUGACAGACUUCUGCCAGGCACCUGAUUAAUAACUGAAUGAAUGAUUUAUAGUUUUUUAAACCCAGUCAUGUAAAUGUUUGAUAAAAAGCAUGUCGUGACCAUGAUGUACCAUGCAUACGCCCAGUAUGGCCAGCCUUUAGAUUUCAUUAAAAGAAAUCUUGAGUUCUGGUAAUAAUAGAAAUGUAUAUUCGGAGAGGAACUCACUAAAAACAGUCGCACUGAAAUGUUUAACAUGCAAUAGAUGACAUGUUUGAAUGCAUAGAUGACAUGUUUGAAUGCAUAGAUGACAUGUUUGAAUGCAUAGAUGACAUGUUUGAUUGCAUAUAUGACAUGUUUGAAUUCAGCAAUCCUGUUGAGAAUGUCGUAAGUUUGCUACUUAAUUAUAGGUCCAUUUAUAAAGCGCAGCAGAAUUUACUCUGCUGCGUUUAAUAUAAAGUACAUUAUUACCCCGGCUGUAGCUGAGCUGCCAUAAUAAGGCUCUAAAGCUUUCAUGGAAUGUUGUCCCUACUGCUUAUACUUUACCUGGGUGGAGAGUAAGCAAAUGUAAAUUAAUGUCGGAUUGUUGCAAACUUGCAGAGACUUUCUGACAAUCAAAUCAACUUUAAAGAACAAACAUGCAUAUAUAUUGGACUAGGUAUUUUACCAAUCAGCUAGAUCACAAAGUUAUUUCUCCGUCUUUGCACACCACUCAAGGAUAGUAUUUUUCCAUAGAUUGAUUGGUUAGACAUUUAUAAUCUUUAAUAAGACAUGUACUUUACUCUGUUUUGGUUAUAUUACCAGAACUCCAGAAAACACUUUUCCCUUCUAUACUGGAGGACUACUGGCUAAAUAAUACGACCCUACUGAGGGCAGCAGACAUUGCAUUUAUAUCAGGCCUGAAACUCUGACCAGAGUUAUGAGAAAAAAUGAUUAAAGUCCUUCUUGAUCUGAAAGAAGAGAUGCAUGAAAUCAUUCUGGUGUGAAGAGCUGCAAGGUAAAAUGGACAAAAAUAAACGUUAAUUUGACAGAUGUUGGUUCAUGACUUAGUGACACAUUUCAUGGAUGAAACGUAUGUAAUCAGUUUAAAUUACACCACACAUGCUGGUUCUCGUAACGUUUAUAUGUUAUUUUUUUCCAAAUUUAUAUCAACCAUAAAAAUGUUAUGACUAUCUUCAGUGAACUUUGUAAUUAGUUUUCAGCCUUCAUAAAUCACUUGCAUUGUAGGAAAUGCAAAUAUUCAAUCUCCAAAUACUGCUUCCAGCACUCAUGUAAUACAUUGUCUAUCGUCUCUAGAUUUUUAUUAUUAUAAACAACAUUAAAAGAUCUCACGAUAUGCAUACCACAAUGGCACAGUGGUUACACGUUCAAUGUUCCUGUAUGGAAAUCAUAAAUGACUGCAGUUAAGUUUGAUUGAUAUUUACCUUUAGACAAGACAAGUAUUUUAUAUCUCAAGGAUAGGAGCAGGUAGCAAAUACUCACGAACC